Sorex araneus (European shrew) is the source of this 4894-nucleotide messenger RNA. It is a transcript of the gene NAA30, whose product is annotated as N-alpha-acetyltransferase 30, NatC catalytic subunit. The transcript is spliced from 5 exons. Bases 475 to 1653 code for a protein of 392 amino acids. Gene Ontology annotation, molecular function: protein-N-terminal amino-acid acetyltransferase activity. NCBI's taxonomy places the organism in Eukaryota, Metazoa, Chordata, Mammalia, Eulipotyphla, Soricidae. The record is from RefSeq and is a predicted model, not a curated record. Gene Ontology annotation, cellular component: NatC complex. Gene Ontology annotation, biological process: N-terminal peptidyl-methionine acetylation.
CCACGCUGGGACACAGCCGGGUCAGCAGCAGGUCCCCGGGUAGCUGCUGGACUGCGGGGCUGGAAAAAGCAGGACGCGCCCGGCCGGCCCAGCCUUCCCGGGGCUCGCGUUCACGAGGCGGAGUCUUCCCGCCCGCGCGCGGAGGCCGCAGAGCCCACGGCCCCCUCCCCGGCCCCGGCCAGCGCCACCCCGGAGCACGCGGCCUCCCCUGAAGCCGGCAGAAGACACCUUCGUCCCCGCCCCUCCGCAGGUCACCUCCCUCCACGCCCCUUUCCCUUGGCCCCGGCAGCCGGCAGGCAGGGAAGUGUCGUAAAGCCCGGCCCAGGAAACUUUACCCGGGGUAACAGCCGAGGCGCUUUACGGCGACGGCGGCAGAGUGGGAGCCUCGGCGGUGGAGGCGGCCGCGGCGGCGGCGGCGGCGGCGGCUGAGGAGGAAGAGGAGUGGCGGCUGUGGCGGCGGGGACCUGUGCGGGGAUGGCGGAGGUACCGCCUGGGCCUAGCAGCCUCCUCCCACCACCGGCACCUCCGGCUUCGGCGGCGGCCGAGCCCCGCUGCCCCUUCCCGGUGGGGGCCGCCCUCGCCUGCUGCAGCGAGGACGAGGAGGACGACGAGGAGCACGAAGGCGGCGGCGGCGGCGGCGGCGGCGGCGGAGGAGGAGGAGGAGGAGGCAGAGGCAGGAGCCCGGCGGGCGGCGAGGCGACGGGCAAGGGGCAUCCGUGCCACCGCUGCCCCUCGCCGCCGCAGGAGCAGCAGCAGCAGGAGCAGCAGCAGCAGCAGCUCAACGGAUUGAUCAGCCCCGAACUGCGGCACCUCCGGGCGGCUGCGUCCCUCAAGAGCAAGGUUCUGAUCGCGGCCGACACCGCCACGACCGCGGCCACCCCCGACGGGGGCCCCAGAGCGACUUCAACAAAAGGAGCCGGGGUCCGCUCGGCCGAGAGCCCCCCUCGCUGCCUCCCCAAUAAUGCCAGAACUGCGCUCCCCAGCCCGGCGGCAGCAGCAGCAGCGGCGGUGGCGGCGGCGGCGGCGGGCAACGACCCCGUGGCGGCCCGCAAUGGACUGGCCGAGGGCACCGAGCCCGAGGAGGAGGAGGAGGAGGAAGAAGAAGACGAGCAGGUGCGGCUGCUGUCCUCGUCCCUGACCGCCGGCUGCAGCUUAAGAAGCCCCUCGGGCAGGGAGGGCGAGCCCGGGGAGGAUCGGACGAUACGUUAUGUCCGAUACGAAUCCGAGCUCCAAAUGCCCGAUAUCAUGAGACUGAUCACCAAAGAUCUGUCUGAACCCUACUCCAUUUAUACCUAUAGAUAUUUUAUCCACAACUGGCCCCAGCUGUGCUUCUUGGCCAUGGUAGGGGAGGAAUGUGUAGGUGCCAUCGUUUGCAAGUUGGAUAUGCACAAAAAGAUGUUCCGCAGAGGUUAUAUAGCCAUGUUAGCCGUGGAUUCCAAAUACAGGAGAAAUGGCAUUGGUACUAACUUGGUUAAGAAAGCUAUAUAUGCCAUGGUUGAAGGAGACUGUGAUGAGGUUGUUUUGGAAACAGAAAUAACAAAUAAGUCUGCAUUGAAACUUUAUGAAAAUCUUGGGUUUGUUCGAGAUAAGAGGCUAUUCAGAUACUAUUUAAAUGGAGUUGAUGCACUGCGACUUAAAUUGUGGCUGCGUUGAGAAAAUGACAUCAAAGAACAUCUUUCCAACUACACAGAGUCAACCUUUGCAUGCAAUGCAAUUUGUACAGAAUUGCUUUGCAGGUGGAUUUAGUAAUUUCCAUGCAGCUCUUAUUUGUCAGUGUCUCAUUGAGUGUCGCACAAUAUUUGUUGCACUUUGGCAUGGCACAUUUGUUCUGAAUUAAAAGAGAUUGUUUUAAACAGCAAGAGUUCUAUUGGUACCAACAGGAUGUGCCAGUCGAUAGCCAAGAUUUGUUUGUUUAUUUACAAAGUCUGCUGACAAUGUUAUUUACACAGUGGUCAUUUUAUCACAGAACCAGUAAGUGGAACAUGUUUUUUGUUCCUUAAAAGCCAAUGUAGAUUGUAAAAUUCUCUACUAACAUUUCACAUGGAACCUGCCAUAGUUUUCUGAAAGGGGGUGGGGUAAAAGCUUCAAUUUUAGGUUUUAUUUUUUCAAUAUUAAAAUUUCCAUUCUUGAAUAUUGGUACCUCAGUGAUUAGUGAAUGAAAAACUGUAAUGUAGGGUUGGGUGUGUCUUACAAAUGAGUAAAGAUAACCAUUAAAUUGCGUCUGCCAGUGCCUGUGUAGAUAUUUGUCUUCAUCUCUAGUUUUUAAAAUGCAUGCUAUCCUUUUCUUUAAGGCCUUUGCAAGCAAACUUGUGUUUUUAUUUAAAUUCUAAAUUUGAUAAUAAAUUAUUUCAGAUUUUUAUAAUUUGGAUACUUUUUCCAGGUGAGUGACAGUGGUUUACUUUAUAAAUCCUUUCUUUCCUUACAAUAAUACGUUGAAUCUACUUGGAAAAUCUUUGACAGGUGGCUCAAAGGGGAUGGGAAAAGUUGAUGGAGUUGGGAGUUGUUGGGUUUUGGAUGCACUUUUUUUUGUGACAUUUUUUUGAAAAGAAUAUAAAAUUUAUGUAAAUUGGUAUGAUUGAUUUUAUUUAAUUGAAAUUAUUGCCUAGCUUUGAAGGAUAGCUUCCACAAAGCAGUUGGAACUUUUUUCCCCCAAUUGGAUUCACACUGGUUCCAUUUCUUAAUAUACUUUAGUUCUUGGUCUUGGAAAUAAAUUUCAAGGUGCAUUGUAACAAUUUAUAACUGAUUUUAUCUUCCUUUCACUUAUUUGAGCAAACUGCGAAUCUUUGGUGAGUUCUCAGAAAAACAAAAAGGAAUUUGGAAAAUGAAGUUGGUUUUCUGUUUGUUUGGGUAUUUUUUUUUUUUUUUUUGCUGUUUUUUGGAAUGAGUUCCAUGGGUUUUCUUAAUGGCCAUCACCAGGCUGCAUUGUGUUUUGGCCAGUCUGUGCUAUGUAACAUAUUUAAAGUUACUGCUUUGCGUUAAGUCAGGAAACUUGUGAUGGAUAAUUUAUCUAACUGGAAAACCUUGGUACUCAUUUUAAAAAAAGUUCAUUCUCUGUGAAAAAUGUUUUGUAGAAAUCUAUCGUCUUUUUUUUCCCCUUUAAUUUGGAUGUGCUUUAUUUCUAGGAUUUGGUUUGGUUUUUAUUUUAUGAUUAUGAUUACUGUAUUUUUAAAAACCCUACCUCCAUUAACAGUUGGUAAAAGCAAAAGCCCCCUUUCAGGAAAGUGUGUUGCCUUUUUUUAAAAAAAGGAAAGCUGUUCCUUGCUCAGUAUAGUGUCUUGAAAGUGAACACAUGACAAGUGCUUUUCAAAUAAAGAUACACAGAUUUGAUAAAACUCUAAUCUUCCUACUGGUGGGAUUAUUUAUGGCUCUUGUUUUUAAAGAAAACUUUAUCUUUUCAUUCUCUACUGCUCUUAAAAUUUAAUAUGCAGAAUACUGAUUACAUUAAAAUUAUGACCACACAAAUACCUAGCAUUCCAGCUGACUAUUUUUAAUAUUUUUGGUCAGACUUCAUUUGGGCUUUGGGAUUUUGAGAGAAUACCAAUCAUAGUGAUGGGGGGAUCUGAACCACAUCAUCAAAUUUUAUCUCAUCCCCUUAUAUUUGACUUGCUGGUUCAUAGGUAAUCAUUAUCGAUGAUUAUACAGUUGUUCGCUUUACUAAUGGAAUAGUUCUAAAGUAGAUACCAUGCUGGGUUUCUGGUUUAACCACUAUGUUUUUGGCAGAUUGUUCAUGAAACCAUCACUAAUUGACCUUUUCCCCCUGAACUGACCAGGUUUUGCCGAAUUGACUGGAAGUUUGUAAACAUGGCCUUAACUAUGUGACUAAAAAGUCAAAUGGUUGCCAUAUUGCCAACAAACUGGUAUAGUUAUUGACAACUACCUUAUGUCUUCAAUUGACUACAUAUUUACUUAGGCUAAAAGUUUCACAUCUCUGUAUCAUUAUAACCCAGCACCAAAAUUAAAUCUCCAUUUUAGUUGAAGAAGCAUUGAAUAUUAACUUACAUUUUGAUAUUGGAUUUUACUUAUAUAAUUGUAAAAGAACUCCAUUUAAAAUUGAUAGUUCACUUAGACUAAAACUGAGCAAAACUGGUGCAACUUUCUUUUAAUGGGGUGCUGUCUCUUUAAGACUGACUGUACUAUCCACUGACACUGGUUUGGCAGUUUAUACUGCUGAACAUAUUUAUAUAUGCUACCAUGAAGCUAUCUAUAUAUGUUAGUAUUGAAGAAGCUAACGGGUAUCCUACCAUUUUUGAUGUGUGGGCUGAUUAUGAUUUCCCUUAUAUUAGGAUGAAACUACUCCACAGGUCAGAAAUCAGACCAGAAACUAGUAGUUCUUUAAUAUUAAGCCAGCAAAUAAAAAAAGAAGUAAUUACUAUUAAAAUUUGGUUUUGAUAUUUUCUGUCUAUCUUCCCCAAAUUACCCUCCCUAUUUGCUUGACAAAUCUAUGUAAAGGAGUUUGUUUGUCACAUUUUAACUUUACCUUGCCCUGUGUUACGGUAUUGGCUGACAUGUAUAAGUCUGGAUGUGUAUAUUUAUUAUGGUAUCUAAAAAAUCAUGAAUUUCAUCACUUUCCAAGAGCAUAGAUAAAAGCAAAUUGGUAGUGCAUCAUAAUUACUUUUCAAUGCACCAUGACAUCACUAAAGUGAGUGCUAUAAUGUUACAGGGCUUUCAGGUUUUUUGUAAAAACAUAACCAUAAAUUAUAUUGACGUCAGAUAUGAGUUGAGUAUCUAUAAAAUAUCACGUGUAUCUCAAAAUAUUGGACUGCUGUUUGACUGGAUAUUGCUGCAUAAUUUUCUUCUAUUGUCCCGUAUCCUUUUGGAAAGAGAGAUUUUAAUGGGAUUUGAAAUGUGCAAGCUGUCUAAAUAAGAUGCAGUCAAAUAAAGUAUGGUUACGUUG